This is a messenger RNA of Opisthorchis viverrini, 294 nucleotides long. RefSeq lists its product as hypothetical. The record is from RefSeq and is a predicted model, not a curated record. The transcript is spliced from 2 exons. The annotation marks the transcript as partial. NCBI's taxonomy places the organism in Eukaryota, Metazoa, Platyhelminthes, Trematoda, Opisthorchiida, Opisthorchiidae.
AUGUCGACAGCACUUCAACAACUCCAGCAACAUUUCAACCCUCUCGAAGUCUUAAACAAGUACACUUCACGGAUUUUCUACCAGAUCAAGCGUACAGUUAGGAAAAUUAUCGUCGGAAUUACUCUUUUUGCAUUGUAUGAACCCGUACGUUUUUGCACAAUCUGCGGGAGAACGGUUAUAGGGGGUGAACGGUUUUCAGUAGCCAAACUCUUGGGUUUCUUGGCGAUGAGUUUGAUUUGUGAUGGUUUCUCUUCACAACAGAACCACACAGUUCAGAAUUCUAGAGUCAAUAAG